AUGCACUUGUACUUUGUGCCUUCAUCCUGGCGCAGCGCCCAAAAAACACACACCAAAAAUCAACCCAGCUGUGGCACUCUCCCACGAGGCACUUUCAGGGACGUCCCGGUCACACUGCUUGACGCUCCCGCCGCGGCAUCGACUUUCGUCUUCCACACAGCUGUCGUCCCAUCAUUUCUUUAUCUGUAUCAUUCUUUUUCUGCUCGCCUCAGGCAAAACCAGAAACAACCGCAGCGCACAUACGCAGUAUACGACCCGACGGGAUCUAAUGCGAGACAAACCAACUGGCGAAACAAGCCAUCACCGCCAACCAUAGCCGUUGCGUGUCAAGCCACCGCCUUGUCCGCAUUUUCCUCUCCCCCCCUUUUUCUUCCAGAGUCCGCCUCUGUAUCCGUAUUCUCGCUGCACAAUUGGACGAAUGGAUCAUAUCAUCCCCGGACAAAGGUGUUGUAG
Molecule: messenger RNA, 453 nt
Organism: Colletotrichum costaricense
Lineage: Eukaryota; Fungi; Ascomycota; Sordariomycetes; Glomerellales; Glomerellaceae
Exons: 2
Coding region: 1-453 (150 amino acids)
Source: RefSeq, a predicted model, not a curated record